GUGCCCAAACCCCGGCCUGACUCUUCAGAAAGCAUCAGCCUUCUGCCAGACCUGAGAUAAUGGAUGUCAAAGACCGGCGACACCGCUCUCUGACCAGGGGACGGUGUGGCAAAGAGUGUCGCUACACGAGCUCCUCCCUGGACAGUGAAGACUGCCGUGUGCCCACGCAGAAGUCCUACAGCUCCAGCGAGACUCUGAAGGCCUAUGAUCACGACAGCAGGAUGCACUAUGGGAACCGAGUCACAGACCUCGUUCACCGGGAGUCAGACGAGUUCCCACGACAAGGAACUAACUUCACCCUUGCGGAACUGGGAAUCUGUGAGCCCUCCCCACACCGAAGUGGCUACUGUUCCGACAUGGGGAUCCUUCACCAGGGCUACUCCCUGAGCACAGGGUCUGACGCCGACUCCGAUACAGAGGGAGGGAUGUCUCCAGAACAUGCCAUCAGAUUGUGGGGGAGAGGGAUAAAAUCCAGGCGCAGUUCCGGCCUGUCCAGUCGUGAAAACUCGGCCCUUACUUUGACUGAUUCUGACAACGAAAAUAAGUCAGAUGAUGAGAACGGUAGGCCUGCUUCUUAAAUAUUUUUUUGAAUAUUUUGGGGACUGUACCAUGUGGGGCUUGGGAUUUUUAUUUUUUUA
Capra hircus (goat) is the source of this 638-nucleotide messenger RNA. RefSeq names its product teneurin-2. Gene Ontology annotation, biological process: signal transduction. Lineage: Eukaryota; Metazoa; Chordata; Mammalia; Artiodactyla; Bovidae. The transcript has 2 exons. Bases 60 to 578 code for a protein of 172 amino acids. The record is from RefSeq and is a predicted model, not a curated record. Gene Ontology annotation, cellular component: membrane.